UUCAAAGCGAUUACUAUUUAACAGACUGCGAUGUGAAACUACCAGUAGUUACUGAUCCUCUUCGCAUAUUUAAAUGAUGUAUUCGAAGAUACUCGUAUUUUGCUUUUUAGUCGCGAGUCUUCAAAUUGCAGCAAUUUCUGCCAAGAAGGUUGUGUGUUAUUAUGGUAGUUGGUCAGUAUAUCGCCCAGGAGAUGGAUCGUGUAAAGUAGAAGACAUAGAUCCCUUUCUUUGUACCCACGCAAUCUAUGCUUUUGUUGGAAUUGACCAAACAGGGUCAAUAAAAAUUUUAGACCCUUCGAACGACGUUGACAAUGGAGGGUUUCGUCGAUUUAAUGCAAUGAAAUCAAAAAAUCCAAAUUUGAAAACGCUAUUGGCGGUAGGGGGUUGGAAUGAAGGAUCAGAAAAUUAUUCUAAAAUGGCUGGAAAUCCUUCAUUGAGAACUAACUUCAUUAUAAGUGCAAUCAAUCUGAUGAAUCAAUAUGGCUUCGAUGGUUUUGAUAUCGAUUGGGAGUACCCCGCACAAAGAGGUGGUGUUCCUGAAGAUAAGGUCAACUUUGUAACACUGAUCAGAGAAUUUCGCCAAGCGCUAGGGAAUGGACGCGUUCUUUCUAUUGCAGCGGGUGCAACCCCAAGUCACAUAGUAUCGUCCUAUGAUGUAUCCGCACUGACUCAUGAUUUGGAUUUUAUUAACGUUAUGACAUAUGAUCUACAUGCCUCAUGGGAUGGAGUCACUGGUGCCAACGCACCAUUAUUUUCUUCUUCUGGAGUUUCUGUGUCUCAAUGCAUCGAUGCGUGGAUUGCAAGUGGAGCACCCUCCUCAAAAUUAGUCAUGGGUAUUCCCGUUUACGGGAGAACAUAUACGCUUGCAAAUUCGCAAGUAAAUGGAAUAGGAGUCCCAGCUCCCCACCCCGGAACCCCAGGUCCAUUCACACAAGAAGAAGGGACAAUUGGUUAUAAUGAAAUAUGCCUGCAAUUACUAACAGGUCAAUGGGUUGUUGUAUGGGAUGAUGCUCAAAAGAUUCCGUACGCGUAUAAAGAGAACCAAUGGGUUAGUUAUGAUGAACAACGAUCAGUUGGUGUUAAAGUGCAGUACAUUAAACAACGUGAUUUGGGCGGUGCUAUGAUUUGGUCUAUUGAUACAGACGACUUUCGAGGAACGUGUGGCACAAAAUAUCCAAUCCUUACCACAAUCAAAAACGGACUAAUAUAACAAGGGAAAGUCUUUGUCAGAGGCGAUUUGGAAAGACAAAUCUAAUAAUAUAAUAUAAAAUAUUAGUUUACCUGUUUUUCAUGAUUUCUUAAAUUUGUUAAGAAGACUACCUAUAUAUA
Photinus pyralis (common eastern firefly) is the source of this 1329-nucleotide messenger RNA. RefSeq names its product acidic mammalian chitinase-like. Gene Ontology annotation, biological process: chitin catabolic process; carbohydrate metabolic process. Lineage: Eukaryota; Metazoa; Arthropoda; Insecta; Coleoptera; Lampyridae. Gene Ontology annotation, cellular component: extracellular region. The transcript is spliced from 8 exons. Gene Ontology annotation, molecular function: chitin binding; chitinase activity. The coding region runs from base 74 to 1210 and encodes 378 amino acids. The record is from RefSeq and is a predicted model, not a curated record.